CUCACGCAUAUUAAGCGCAAGCUAUCCCCCAGCUAGACAGACGAUUGAAUUCCCAAACAACUCACACAACACCACCUUGUUAAUUACACAGAACCCCAAAGAAGAUCAAUAUGCUGAUCCAGGAAUCGCACAAAGACGUGCCUACGGUGGCGGGGGGUGAUAUGCGCAUCUUCAUGUUCCACCCCUCGAUCCCGAAUUACCCCAAAGCAAAGUUUCCAGGCGUAGUUGUUUUCUCGGAGAUAUACCAGGUAACCGGUCCCGUAUGCCGCUUCGCCCGCCAAAUCGCCUCGCAAGGCUACAUCGUGGCCGCCCCCUCCUCGUACCACGAAUUCACCGGUCCCUCCCCGCUCGCCUACGACGGGCCCGGCACAGACGCUGGAAACGAGUGGAAAAUUGCGAAGAAAGUGUCUGCGUACGAUGAAGACGCUACGCUUUCCAUCGACGCGCUACUCGCGCUUGAGACGUGCAAUGGGAGGGUGGGGGCUACUGGAAUGUGCCUAGGCGGCCACCUGGCGUAUAGAUGCGCGCUCGACCCGCGCGUCGCAGCCGCUGUGUGCUAUUUCGCGACGGAUAUCCACAGCUCGACACUCGGGCUGGGUAAGAGCGAUGAUUCGCUUGCGCGCGCGAGGGAUAUUAGGGGCGAACUUGUGAUGAUAUUUGGGAAAUUGGAUAAUCAUGUCCCUGCUGAGGGGCGCGAUUUGAUUAGGAAGACGCUGCAUGAUAGUGGAGUCAAUUUUUCGUUCUUUGAGAAUGCGGGGGCGCAACAUGCAUUUAUCCGCGACGAACUUAGUAAGGGCCGCUACGACGCGGCGCUGAGUGGGGUGUGCUUUGAGAUGCUCAAGGAGCUGUUUGGGCGCACACUGCGGUCUGAUUUGGGGCCGAGGGAUGGCAAGGCGGUGGAGGUUGAGGAUAUCUGUUGA
Messenger RNA from Dothidotthia symphoricarpi CBS 119687, 920 nucleotides. RefSeq names its product alpha/beta-hydrolase. The record is from RefSeq and is a predicted model, not a curated record. Lineage: Eukaryota; Fungi; Ascomycota; Dothideomycetes; Pleosporales; Dothidotthiaceae. Gene Ontology annotation, molecular function: hydrolase activity. The transcript has 5 exons. Bases 111 to 920 code for a protein of 269 amino acids.